UCUCUCCCCCUGUGCCUGCAGCCUGCCUAUAAAUAGGGUGAGACAAUAUCUCCGCUCUCACAACUCACAGAGCUUGCCUCACCAAUCGCACAACAUACUCUUGACUCCAAGUACAGUCCAGUACCGCUGUACGGCCAGGACAGGAUAUUCCUGUGAAGAAUUCAGUUCGCUGCAAGAAAGAUGGGCAAGCAAAAGAUUGUGCUCAAGUUGCCCCUGGAUGACGAGAGGAAGAAGAGGAAGGCCUUCAAGGCAGCCGUUGGCAUGAAUGGUGUGACAUCCGCCACGAUGGAGGGCGACAAGAUCAUCGUGAUCGGCGACGGCGUGGACCCGAUCACGCUGACCACGAUGCUCCGGCGCAGCCUAGGCUACGCGGAGCUGCUCAGCGUCAGCUCCGGCGAUGACAAGAAGAAGGGAGACGGAUACGGCUACGGCGGCGGCAUGAUGUACGGUGGCGGCGGUGGCAUGGGUUACGGUGGCGGCUUCGGUGGUGGCAAGGAGGGAAAAGAUGGAAAGGAGGGCAAGGAGAGCGGCGGCAAGGGCAGUGGCGGCGGUGGCUACGGCCAGUACCAGGCGGUGGCGCCGGUCUCGUACCCUGCCUAUCAUCAGUACAACGCGAUGCCGUCCUAUCCCGUCUACUCCUACCCUGCUUACCCGCAGCAAGAACAGGAUCCUGGAUGCAGUAUAAUGUAAAUCUAAGAGCCUCCUGUGCUUUGUCCAAGUUAAUCUGGAAAGUUGGAGGUGGCAAAAACUUGGAGAUGAACUCGUUGCCAAGAUGGUCCAUGAAGGCUUCAACUUUUGCAAGGCUGGAUGUGACGCUAGCUGUGAGCAACUGAGCAUCAUCAGUGAGUAUGUACAGGGUUGGUCAUCAAAAGCAGGUGGGUGCAGAGUUGAAAGUGGUGGAGUUCAUGGUGAUGAUUCUACUGCAAACUGAGUAGCAGUGUUUUUAUUUUCGUUUCUGUGUUGGUGGGGGGAAAGAAGAUGUAGUGUUUGUUGGAGAAAAGGAGGCAAUAAAGAAAAUCUGUACAAUAAUAUCUUGUGCCGAUGCUUGCAAAAUAUUUGAGUAGCUACUGCAAUUUCUUGA
Molecule: messenger RNA, 1081 nt
Organism: Panicum virgatum (switchgrass)
Lineage: Eukaryota; Viridiplantae; Streptophyta; Magnoliopsida; Poales; Poaceae
Product: holotricin-3-like
Exons: 3
Coding region: 181-690 (169 amino acids)
Source: RefSeq, a predicted model, not a curated record